AUGGAGAGCGGGAUGCUGUCUCGCACGCAGCAGGAGCUGAUCCGGGAGAGCUGGCGGCGGGUAAGCAGCAGCCCAGUGCAGAACGGCAUCGUCCUCUUCUCCAGGUUGUUCGAUCUGGACCCUGACCUGUUGCCCCUUUUCCAGUACAACUGCAAGCAGUUUGCCAGCCCCCAGGAGUGCCUGGCUGCUCCCGAGUUCCUGGAUCACAUCCGAAAGGUGAUGCUGGUGAUUGAUGCAGCUGUCAGCCACCUAGAGGACUUGCCCUGCCUGGAAGAAUACCUCUGCAACCUCGGCAAGAAGCAUCAGGCAGUUGGUGUGAAGGUUGAGUCCUUCUCGACAGUUGGCGAGUCCUUGCUGUACAUGUUGGAGAAGUGCCUAGGUGCUGCCUUCAGCCCAGAUGCGAGGGAGGCCUGGAUCAAACUCUACAGUGCGGUGGUGAAAGCCAUGCAGCGUGGCUGGGAGGUCCUCCCAAAGGGGGACUAGCCCUAGGCCUGGCCCUCUACAGGAUGAGCACUCACCCCUCUGCCUCUCUCCACCUGUCUCUCUCUAUGCACCAGCCCACCUCCUCCAGCCACGUGUGCUGGGUUCUCUUUGUGAUCUCACCUUGCUUUGACACUGCCAUGUCUCUGCCUUUCCUGGUGGCCACAGGCUAUCUCUCUGUAGCCCAGAGUGUCCAGCACAGCACCACUUCCCAGUGCCAGGUUCCUGUGUGCCAGCACCUGUAGCUGUGCUUUGGCCUUCUGCUGGCUCUCUACCCUCUUCUUGCUGCCCAUCCCCAUAAAAUAGCUGCUGGUGAGGGCCUCUCAAGCCCCACAGCGAGCUCUCAUCCUGCUCUCUUCACCCAGCAUCACCAUGGGCAGUGAUCUUGGUGCGCCUCUGCCCUUCUCCUGUGUGAGGCUGGUCACAGUGUAGUGUGUUCCCUGCGAGUGUUUCCAGUGGUGGGAGAUCACAUUAAUACCAAGGUAAGGCUGCUCUCAGUGAUGUAGGCUGCUGCCCAGAAGGGUUCCUGAAGACUUGGCCAGUUGAUUUUAAUGUGUGAGAGUUGGCUGAAGUGCACCAGCAGCAGUGGCUAUUUAAUGUUUUGUAUUGAGAAGAAUGAAGCAAAUACAAGAAAUCAUGUCUUAAAAUAACAAUGAAAGUUGCAAUCAUGUCAUGGCAACGGCUUCUGGAAAUGAUGCUGGCUCUUGGUCAGGGGAAGAAUGGCUGUAAUUUUUCUGCUUACGGGGUAGGACCUGGAGUGCUUCCUAUCUGCACACAGUGCCCAUCUGCAGAGCUUCCUCACCUUGCAGAAAUAACUCCGCCGUACCUGAGACACAGUCACCGUGGAGGGGAGAAGGUACACGGCUAACACUGAGCAGGUAGGGCCAUGUUAGGGCAGGAGUACAGCACCUGCCAGGAAGCUACCAAUGGAAUGGCUGGGAGGCAGAACCCACGUGCUCCAAGGGAGCUGAACUUGAUCUCGAUGGAGAAGGUCAUCUUUAAGGGAAGUCAUCCCAGGGUAAGGACAAGGAGCUCAUCUGCAGCCAGUGCCCUUUUUCAUUUCUUCAGUGCAGGAGAAGGCCAGUGUUCAGGGCUGUGAUUGUCCCUCCUGUGCUGACCUAUCCUCCCUCUGAGCAGGAGGGCAAUCCAUGAGAUGUGUCACCAUCCCUGUCCCCUGCCCUGUGGUGCUGGUGGCUGUGCUGAGCACACAGCAAGGACCCUGAUUGUGAGGGGAGUGGUGUCAGGGCAGAGCCGUAUGUGCCAUGCAUGCUAUCUUCCCCAGGAUACCAGCUGUGCUCUUGCAGUCUGAUACAGAGUAGGAGAGGCAGGGAAUGGGGCAGUUCCUGUUACAGCCCUGAUCUGAGGCAUCAGCACCACAGGCAGGAACGUUCUGAACCUGCGUGGCAUAUAGCCGCAUGUGUGAGGAAUUGAGUGUGUGCUACUGCAAGAAAUGGUCCCUUUGUCCUUUAGCUUCCACUCCUUUUUGUGCCAUGUUUUGUGUAAUUCCUAGAGGAAACAAACUAGUCUGUGUGCCUCUUAUACCCAGGUGUACUGUUUAAUAAAGAACAAUCGAGAGUC
Messenger RNA from Centrocercus urophasianus (Greater sage-grouse), 2058 nucleotides. It is a transcript of the gene NGB, whose product is annotated as neuroglobin. The record is from RefSeq and is a predicted model, not a curated record. Gene Ontology annotation, molecular function: heme binding; oxygen binding. The transcript has 4 exons. The coding region runs from base 1 to 483 and encodes 160 amino acids. Lineage: Eukaryota; Metazoa; Chordata; Aves; Galliformes; Phasianidae.